CCCCACCACAUUUUUACAACAGCACCACACACCCGGCCGGAGAGUGAGGAAACUCCCCAGCGGAGUAUUUAACUACAGAGGUUUCCUUCAGACCGGUAUUUGGUCAAAUAGCGUAUGUUUGUUCGCUAAAUGAAGACUGAGACAAAAGCCCGAAGACCCACACAGGUUGCCCGCAUCCCCCCAGACUCCUGCGUGGCCCUCCAGACGAGCGCAGCUUGCCACAAAGCGGCGGUACCUCCGGUUUAGUGAACAUAAUCCUGUUGCUGAUAUUGUGGGUUCAACAUUUGUUGGUUUAAACGCUUCAUAUGACUUCUGGUUAUUAUUUUCAGUGCAAAUAGUUAUUGAAUGACUGCCAAUUGUCGGUUUUGAAUUCCUAAGGUCGUUAUAUUGCAGUUUGUUUCCGUAGCCUAAAGAGGCACGAGAGAUCACAAAGGUGGCUAAUGUUAGCGACUAGCUCGCGACACAAACGAGUUCCAUCUCCAUACGUAACUUCGAAAGGUCGUUCGGUGUGCUUACACGGGACUAUUCGCAUUAAGCAGCAGAACACACAUUUGUAACGGGGAGCCAAAUACUAUUUGCCUAGUUAGUUGGCUAUCUUGCUGGACAGGCCAGCUUCCUUGUAUCAAAUAACAAAUGGGCUAGUGUUAGCUAACGCUGACUGAGCUGCAUUUAAUAUUGUCGCACAAGUAAGGAAAUGAAGACGUUCAUUUAAUUUAGUAGUUUUUUUAGAUUAUCAGUAUGAUGGCAUUUMAAUGAGAAUUGACUUUAAGCUAACAAUCAAGGAAGAUAACUUUAGCUAUUAUAUUUGUAUGUAUCAAUCACAUUUUAGUUUGAUUUGAGUCGCUGAGAGCCAACGAAAAGGACUGGAGUUGGGAUAUCAAUUGACGAUCGGAAUUAAUUCUGUCCCUGGUUUUAACCGGAUUUUUGGCCUCUUUGGAUCGACGUGGGAGCAGCGGGAUUUCGACGUCCACUCUUYUCUGUCACUGUCGAUAUUUUUUCCUCUCCCUCCUCCCCCACAACCGUUCCCCGUUUCUUUCUCCGAUGCGGAUUGUUGAGUAGCACCGGCAACCAAAUCAAUACGGCAGCCGGACAUGCUGAAGUGUAUCCCUUUGUGGCGCUGUAACCGCCACGUCGAGUCSGUGGACAAGCGACAUUGUAAUUUGCAAAAUGUCCCCGACGAGAUAUURCGCUACAGCCGCAGUCUGGAAGAGCUUCUCCUCGACGCCAACCAACUCAGAGAUUUACCCAAGCCUUUCUUUAGACUUCUGAACCUGCGGAAGCUGGGCCUGAGUGACAAUGAGAUCCAGAGGCUCCCUCCUGAGGUGGCCAACUUCAUGCAGCUGGUGGAGCUCGACAUCUCCAGAAACGACAUUCCUGAGAUCCCCGAGAGCAUUAAGUUCUGCAAGGCGUUYGAGAUUGCAGACUUCAGUGGAAACCCCCUCUCCAGGUUGCCUGAUGGUUUCACUCAGCUGCGAGGGCUCGCCCACCUGGCCCUCAACGACGUGUCACUGCAGACACUGCCCAACGACAUAGGAAACCUGGCCAACCUGGUGACGCUGGAGCUCAGGGAGAACCUGCUCAAGUCCCUGCCCACGUCGCUCUCUUUCCUGGUGAAACUGGAACAGCUGGACCUGGGCAGCAAUGAACUGGAAGUGUUGCCAGACACACUUGGUGCUCUCCCUAAGCUACGGGAGCUUUGGUUGGACCGUAACCAGCUCUCCUCAUUACCACCAGAGCUGGGGAACCUGCGGAGGCUGGUGUGUCUGGACAUGUCAGAGAACCGCCUGGAGGAGUUGCCCUCGGAGCUGAGCGGCCUGCUGGCCCUCACUGACCUGCUGCUCACACAAAACCUCCUGGAGGUGGUCCCUGACAGCAUAGGCUCUCUGAAGCAGCUGUCCAUCUUGAAAGUGGACCAGAACCGACUGACCCACCUGAGCGACUCCAUAGGAGAGUGUGAGAACCUGACYGAGCUCGUGCUGACCGAGAACCUCUUACAGACUCUGCCUCGCUCGCUGGGCAAGCUGAAGAAGCUGACCAACCUGAAUGCGGACCGCAACCGGCUGGGCAGCGUGCCCGAUGAGCUGGGCGGCUGCGCCAGCCUCAACGUGCUCUCCCUCAGGGACAACCGUGUGGCCAAGCUGCCUGCUCAACUGGCCGACGCCACCGAGCUCCACGUGCUAGACGUGGCAGGGAACAGGUUACAGAACCUCCCGUUUGCCCUGGCCAACCUCAACCUGAAGGCCAUGUGGCUGGCAGAGAACCAGUCCCAGCCCAUGCUCAAGUUCCAGACGGAAGAUGAGGAGAGCACCGGGGAGAAGGUGCUCACCUGCUACCUGCUACCCCAGCAGCCUUCCUCUAGCCUGGAGAACCUGCUCCAGAACAGUGUGGACGACAGCUGGACAGACAGCAAUCUGAACCGCGUGUCAGUCAUCCAGUUCCAGGAGGAGACCACCAAGCAGGAGGCGGAGGACGACGAGGCGGCCGCGGAGCGCAGGGGUCUCCAGCGGCGGGCGACACCACACCACAGUGAGCUGAAAGUGAUGAAGAAAGGGAUUGAGGAGAGGAGGAAUGAGGCCUACACUUCCAGAGCUGAUGGAGAGACGGAGUCCCCUGGUGCUGAGGAGAAGCGGCUGAGCGAUCUGUCCAAUCAGAGCCACGACUCUGCGGCGUCCAACAGCACGGCCUCGGCCAACUCCCACGAAGAGAGGCGGGGCCUGAUGACCACAGACCUGGUGGGUGGGCGUGGGCCCCAGGAGGAGGAGGAACUAGAUGAGAUGGAGGUGGAGUACGUAGAGCCCACGGUGCACUUUGCAGAGGAGCCUGUGUACCGYGGUGGGGACGAGAAUGGUGACGAUGAGGAGGGCGAGGAUGGGGUCCCACACAGCUACGAAGAGGAACAACAGAGGCCCCAGUUCCCCACGGAGAAGCAGCGUCUGAUCAGGAAGGACACGCCGCACUACAAGAAGAACUUCAAGAUCACCAAGCUGCCAAAACCCGAGGCGGUGGCCGCGUUACUGCAGGGCUUCAGCCCCGACGCUCACCUGGGCCAACACCCCGCCUCGCACCACACUGCCCCUGAGGAGGAGGAGGAGGAGGAGGAGGAGGAGGAGGAGGAGGAAGGGGAGGAGUGUAUGGUAACUCCACAGCGCCACAACAGGAUAGAAGAGCCAGAGCUGGAGGAUAGGAGUCUGCUUCAUGCCAACUCCUCCCUGCAGCCGGUCAAGGGGGUGUCAUUUGAUCAAGUCAAUAAUCUGCUGAUUGAGCCUGCUCGAAUUGAGGAGGAAGAGCACAACCUGACCAUUCUACGGCAAACUGGGGGUCUGGGCAUCAGCAUAGCCGGAGGAAAGGGAUCCACACCCUACAAGGGGGAUGAUGAGGGCAUCUUCAUCUCCAGGGUGUCUGAGGACGGACCUGCGGCCCGGGCUGGGGUCAAAGUGGGAGACAAACUCCUCGAGGUGAACGGCGUGGCCCUCCAGGGGGCGGAGCACCACACGGCGGUGGAAGCCCUGCGCAGCUCGGGCACCGCCGUCUCCAUGAGCGUCAUCCGGGAGCACAUGGUGGAGCCGGAGAACGCCAUCACCACCACGCCGCUGAGGCCCGAGGACGACUACUUCCCCCGGGAGAGACGGGCCAGCGGGCUGCCCUUCUGCAUGGAAGCCAGCUCCCCCGCAGGCCCCCGACACAGGCGGUCUGCCUGCCUGGUCCGCAACGACAAGGGCCUGGGCUUCAGCAUCGCCGGGGGCAAGGGUUCCACAGCUUACCGCACGGGGGACUUGGGGAUCUACAUCUCCCGAAUCGCAGAGGGAGGGGCGGCCCACCGAGACAGCACGCUCCGCGUCGGGGACAGGGUCAUCACCAUCAAUGGUGUAGACAUGACAGAGGCCAGGCAUGACCAGGCAGUAGCGCUGCUUACCGGCACCUCCCCCACCAUCGCCCUCCUGGUGGAGCGCGACCAGGCCGAGCCGGGCACCGCAGGGGGCUCCCCGGGCCUGUCCCGCGCCCGCGCCCACUCCCCCCCGCCCCCAGAGCCCUCRGACUCGCCCGAUCAGGAGGAGGGCAACGACGACUCGCCCCACGGGACCCACCUAAGCCGGCCGCUGCAGGACGAGUACCCCAUCGAGGAAGUGAUGUUGGUGAAGGCGGGCGGCCCUCUGGGACUGAGCAUCGUGGGAGGCAGCGACCAUGCCAGUCAUCCGUUCGGCAUCAGCGAGCCUGGUGUCUUCAUCUCGAAGGUGAUCCCGCAUGGCUUGGCGUGUCAGAGUGGGCUGCGGGUCGGGGACAGGAUACUGGAGGUGAACACCAUCGACCUGCGCCACGCCACCCACCAGGAGGCUGUUAAAGCCCUGCUCUCCAACAAACAGGAGAUCCGCAUGCUGGUGCGCAGGGACCCCUCACCGCCGGGGAUGCAGGAGAUAGUGAUCCAGAAGCAGACUGGAGAGAAGCUGGGCAUCAGCAUACGUGGCGGUGCCAAAGGCCACGCUGGCAACCCUUUCGACGCCACCGAUGAGGGCAUCUUCAUAUCCAAGGUGAGCUCCAGUGGUGCAGCGGCCAGAGACGGCCGUCUGCUGGUGGGCAUGCGGAUCCUGGAGGUGAGCAACCACAGCCUGCUGGGCAUGACCCACACGGAGGCCGUGCGCGUMCUCCGCGCCGUGGGAGACACACUGUUCAUGCUGGUGUGUGACGGCUUCGACCCAGGCAACGCUGCCGCCAUAGAGGCGUCGCCGGGCAUCAUUGCCAACCCCUUUGCGGCGGGCAUCGUGCGUAAGAACAGCAUGGAGAGCAUCUCCUCUAUAGACCGAGACCUGAGUCCUGAGGAGAUGGACAUCCUACAGAAGGAGGUGGAGGUAGCGCGAGAGACGUCCCAGUGGGAGAGAGAAGAGGUGGAGCGCAUGCGCUUGGAGCGUGAGGAGGCUACUCGCCUGCUAGAAGAGGAGACCGAGAACCUGGGCACUGGACCUCUGAAUCUGGACUACCGGACGCUGGCCGCACUGCCCACCACCGCUCUGCAGAAGGUCAACAGGGCACCCUCCACUGAGCCCCCCAGGACAGACAGUCCCAUUAGAGAUGCCCCCUACUCACCUAGCACACAACCGCCCAGUGCUCAUUCCUCCACCAGCUCCCUGUGUGCAGGCAGGGAGACCCGCUUCGCAAGCAUUCAUUUCCCCCCCACUGCACUGCCUGCCAAGAAUAACUCGCCAUUGAGUCCCUAUGAGACGAGGCCGGGUUCCAUCCAGCCACUCUCCCGUGGUGGCGGGCGGCCAAGCACCUCGCCAGGCACUCCGGACGGGCACAGCAGAGACGGGCACAGCAGUCCCAACCCCUUCCAGCAUGGCCCCUCCCCCAUCAACUCCCAGACCUCUCUGCAGCCUCGUGCCCCCUCCCCUGACACGAUCGAUGAGUUCUCCCUGAACCCCAAGCAGGCAUACAAGGCGUUUGCCGCCGUGCCUCACUCGCUGGCCAUGCUGGAGCCGCCGCUGCAGGACCUGUAUGGCCAGAGGAACAACGUCCACUCCAACCUGCCUUCUCCUUCUCCAGAGCCUGAGCUGAACAACGAGGUGUUUGAGGAUAAGGUAGAGGGGGACGGAGGACUAGGUGGAGGUCUGGCAGCCCCCGUCUCUCCCCGACCCUCCCUCUCCUCUGACCGUCGGGACUAUUUGAGUCUGGCAGCAGUGCCACGCCUCUCCAGAGCCUCAAUGGACAUGGUUGUAAAGACUCCAUCUCCUGGGGGCAGAGACAGCCCAGAGCAGCGCUCCUUCAGGGACAGACAGAAGUACUUUGAGAUCGACAUGAAGCAGCAGACGCCUGACAGCAAGCCCAAAGGCCGCGUGUCCCUGGUGGGAGCAGAUGACCUGAAGAAGAUGAGGGAGGAGGAAGAGAGGAGAUUCGAGCAGCGGGCGCGGGAGUACCUGAUGGAUGACGAUGAUGAGGAGGAGGACGACCUGGUGAAGCAGAUGGGAGUGUUGAAGGCCACGGGCAAGGUGUUGCUGGAUGGGGUGGAGUACAAGGUGGAGCCUGUGGCCACGCCCCCCAGGCACUAUAACACGCCCCCCAGCUACAGCGCCACGCCCCCUAGCUACUGUGGCAGCUCAGGGCCCUCGUCAGUGGAUGGUAAAGGAGACUCCCAGAGGAAUUCCUUAGAGGAGAGCUUCAGGUUAGAUCAGCAGCGGCCCAACUCCAUGACUGGUCUGAUCCCAGUGUACCCUGGAGAGUCGGGGGCUCCCAUCCGGACGGCCAAGGCAGAGCGGAGGCAACAGGAGCGGCUGAGGAUGCAGAGUCCAGAGCUGGCCCCGGCCGGAGACAAGGACCUGUCCCCCGCCGAGAAACGGGCUUUGGAGGCCGAGAAGAGAGCCAUGUGGAGGGCAGCAAGGCCCUAUGGCCUAGAGGAGGAUGUUAGGCAGUAUGAGCAGGACCUGGCUAAGAGGCUCUACCAGUCGCGAGUGAGGGCGUCUCAGGGCACCGUGCCGCCUCCUCAGCCCCAAAACGCUGCCGCUUCCUCCGCUGCCUCCCAGCUCAGGAUGAAGUCUCUGGAGCAGGAUGCUUUGAAGGCUCAGAUGGUCAUCGCUAAGUCUCGGGAGGGAAAGAAGCGUGGCACACUAGACCAGCUGGCCGAGUCACCCUCGCCCGCCCCCACGCCAUCCCCCACCCCUCUGGAAGAUUUCAGUCCCAGAGGAGUGACGUCACCAGGCAGACUGUCCCUGUCGGAAAAGAAGUUUGACUACCGACAGUUUGCUGCCAUUCCUUCUUCCAAACCCGUAUACGACAUCCAGUCCCCUGACAUGGUCGACGACUUUCAGUUCAUUGACGACGGCUCCAGUAACCCCGUGCCCGCUGAGGUGCCCACUGCCACCUCAACGCUGGAGGAGAUGGCCCUCUACAGAAACAAGCGCAAGCUGAGGCAGGGCCGCCGCAGCCUGGAGACCGCCGUGCCCACAUAACACCUCACACACACCUACCGCAGGAGACUCGGGUGUGAUACACACACACAGAGGUGGCGCUGGGUCACUAUACACUACACACACACACACACACACAAGUUUGGGAGAUGCGUCCCAUGUAACCACUGCAGAGACUAUGAUGCUGAUAAUCAACAAACACACAUACCAUGUCAUGUCCUGCGUGCCAGUCUUGCCUUGACAGUCUGAGGAUGAGUUGGCAUGAACACAAGGCCCAACGUUCCCGAUACCAGGGAGGAGGAGGGCCUGUGAGGCUAGCGUUACGUUUCAGUUUUCCUUUUUAUUUGGGUUAUUUUUCUUCAGUUUGCGUUUUAGAAGCUGAAUUAUAUUAACAGGCGACUUAUGUUUUUAUUUUUGCGCCUCUGAUUUUUUGCCGUUUUAAAAGAAAAAUGUGUUCUGGAAGAGCAAUGGGGGGGGGGAAAUGAAAUGUGUAGCUGUAAUACUAACUUUUCAGAUGCUAUUUUGGAGGUUUUCAGUGAAUAGAUUGUGAAAUGUCAGGGUUUUUAGCGGGCUUUAGGGAGGGGGAGUGUAUAUAUUGUAGGAGGUGGGAACAUACUGCUACCUUCACUGCCACGUGUGCAAUGCAUUUUAAACACUACGUACAUAUCUCGAUUGCACUGCCGCACUGCUUAGAAAACAUUUUAAUCUUUUUAAAUAAUUUAUUUUGCUUGUGUUUUAUUACUCUAAUCUAAACCCUCCCCUGUAAUACAUUGUUGUUAAUCCCUGUACAACCAAACAAUGGUGCGGUGCAUAGCUUUUUAUUUAUCCCUAAUGACAUCAAAGCAUAUGAUAUCAUAUUCAUAUUAUUCAUAAUAAUCUUAUGAGGCAACCGCCAUUCUUUUUUUCACAUUUUUUUUUUCAUCCUCAACCUGCUUUUUUGGGGGGGACAAUGAAUACAUUUGUUUUCACUUUGUUGCUGCACCGGUCUAAACCAGGUUCUGACUGAUGAAACGUCCCUAAUGUGGCAUGGUACAUGUACAGGCUGUCACAUACUCUUGUAGGGAAACUGAUCUCAGUACAGUUUGUGAUAUCAGUGGACCAGAGUAAAGGAGCUCCAACUGUCCUAGACCAGGUUUAUGAGAGUUUGUCAGAAUCCCAUUCUAGAGAAUGUAACUACACUGGAGAGACCAGCAGACAUGCAUAUAUUGACAGAAAUCUGAUGAGCCUCUAGUCCUAAUUCAAAAUGGCUGUCAAUUUGUGAACAUAAACUCAGUUUCAGCUUCAUCUCCAUUGACAUUAUACGGUACUUUCCCAGCCCUUUUUGGGAACAUAAUUUGUCAAUGUGAAUCUCACUCAUAUCUUUCAUAUCUGGAUGGUAUUCCAGAUUUGGCAGGUGAAGGUAGCAGGUGUUUGCUUAUUUUUGUAUCUGUCUUUGGUUAAUUUAAAUCUGACGCCACUGAAAAUCCUUUAUCAUUGUGUGAAUAAUGUACAAAAUACUAAAAGGAAAGCAAAACUUAACGGUCGGAACUGAGCCAGUCUACUAAGCCACGACCAAGCAAGUGUCUGGACUGGGGAGCUCUCUCUCUCACUCUUGCUCUUGCUCGCUCUCUCUCUCUCGCUCUCUUUUUCUCUCGCUCUCUCUGCAUGUAUAUUGGCUUUACUGUGAGAACCUGUAGAGGCAGAAAACAUUUUGUUAAUCCCUCUUGAAAUCUCAUUCGACCAUCAUUCUCAAUCUGUCUUUCCUCUGCUUUACCUGCUGCUGUCAGUGGAUGUUAUCUGAUUGCAGCAUUGUUGGAGAAGUGCAUUUUAAUCAUAGCUUUCAGUGUAGCUCUCCCUGACUGAAAUUCAGUUAGGUUGAUAACAUUUGCAAUUGGCUGAUUUUCUUAGUAGGUAAAACUUUCCAGACAAUGGGAUUCACUACAUUUUUAAGGCAGAACUGUUUGAUCUUUUUUUGGUUACUCUCUUCUUGAAUUCUCUUGGGGCUGUUGUUUUUCCAAAUGGGUCAGAGGAGAAGGGCAGAAGUGCUGGGGUCAAGAGUUAGAGCUCAUCCAAGACUGUAACUAGUGAAUUUGUACAACCAAAGAAGUCUAUUUUGUCGUUCAGGAACAAUAAAAUUUACUUUUCAUUUAACAAGCUGA
Salvelinus sp. IW2-2015 is the source of this 9031-nucleotide messenger RNA. RefSeq names its product scribble planar cell polarity protein (gene scrib). Gene Ontology annotation, biological process: neurotransmitter receptor transport postsynaptic membrane to endosome; neurotransmitter receptor transport, endosome to postsynaptic membrane; receptor clustering. The record is from RefSeq and is a predicted model, not a curated record. Gene Ontology annotation, molecular function: protein binding. Gene Ontology annotation, cellular component: postsynaptic membrane; postsynaptic density; basolateral plasma membrane. NCBI's taxonomy places the organism in Eukaryota, Metazoa, Chordata, Actinopteri, Salmoniformes, Salmonidae.